This is a messenger RNA of Stomoxys calcitrans (stable fly), 1122 nucleotides long. RefSeq names its product gustatory receptor for bitter taste 22e-like. The transcript has 2 exons. Gene Ontology annotation, biological process: sensory perception of taste. Bases 1 to 1122 code for a protein of 373 amino acids. NCBI's taxonomy places the organism in Eukaryota, Metazoa, Arthropoda, Insecta, Diptera, Muscidae. The record is from RefSeq and is a predicted model, not a curated record. Gene Ontology annotation, cellular component: membrane; axon; dendrite.
AUGUCGCGUGUGGCCCUUUUGUGGUUUGGCUUUCUUACCUAUUUCAAUUUCUACACCUGCUGCACCAUUUUACGCAUCGAUUUGACAAAGCGUCGACUGAAAAAUCCCAAUCGUUUUAUUAAGGCUGUGGUCUACUUUGGCAACAUACUGCCCCUAGUCUCUAUGCCAUAUUCAUUGGCUUUGAAUUUCGAACAUACACAAUUGUAUGUGGCAAACCCUUUGGCCCUGUCUGCCCACAAUGUCAAUGCCGUGAUGCGGUUCCUGGUGGUCACUGUAGUCAUUGUUACUAUACGCAAUCGUGACGCAAGAUUGACAAAAUGGCUGGAGAAGGCAAUGGAAAUACAAGUGCAAUAUUUUGACCGUUUCAGCCAAGUGCCCAAGGAUAUUUCGCAUCGCAAAUGGCUCUAUUUAAACAGCAUAAUCAGUGUGAUCCACAAUAUCAUUACCGCCAUUUCAGCGUAUAACGAAAGCAAAAAGAAUAUUCAUGCUUUGGAUGGGGCGGAUUUAGAUGGCCUAUUUUGUAUGGUGACGUGCCAGCACAUGUAUAUGCUGCACCAUGCCGCUUUGUUAUGCUAUAUGCGUGAAUGUCUUUCCACGCUGCAUAAUCAAUUGCGCAUAGGACAGUUUGAUGCGGAUUUGAGUUUCAUUUACUACAACAUUCGCAAACUUUUGCACGAGCUCAAUGGCAUCUAUAAUCCUGUCCUAUUGGUGAUUCAUCUGUGUUUGAUCAUAUCCAACUCUCUGGUGGGCUACGUGGUAUUGCUGACCAUGAUGAUACCCGAACUCAGCUCGGGAUUGUUCCUCUACCUGUUUGGUGGUAAAGUCUAUUUGUUGUUCCUGGUACACAUGUACAUCUACUACGAGCUAUGCGAUUCGGUGGAGAAGAUGGUCAAGGAAACGGAUGACAUACUAAAGGAAAUUUCUACUCCCAACACGAAUAGCGAAUACGAUAAGCCUUUGGAGCGCCAGCUGGAUAUGAUUGCCUUAACCAAGAGUUUGUAUGAACGAGGUGUUAAUGUCUGCGGUUUGUUCAAUACAAACUUGAGCUUUCUAUUUGCGGUCUUUGCUCAAACGGUCAUGUAUAUCAUUGUGCUCAUACAAAUCGAUUAUGCUAAUCUAUAA